CAGCAGUAGUCACACUGCACCAGACGCUAUGGCAAAGACUGAAAAACAAGCGAUGUUUGUCAUAAAUUUUCAGGAAGAAGAGGCUAAAUGUACAGAAUCCCAAUUGGAUAUAUUAUUAAAAAUCAACGACGGACAGUACAGACUAGUGAAGAAGAACAAGCGCAGCUCGGUAUGGAACGUUUACAGAGAGAUUGCGCGUCCAGACGGCAGCAAGCUGAAGUGGAGAUACUAUUGCUUGGGCUGUAACCGGGUAAUGCAAUCCACCGGAGGCACUACAUCCAAUCUGCGUAUACACAAAUGCCAUGUGCGCUACCUUAAACAACGUGGCAGAGAUGUCGAGUCCCAAGAGCAGCCACAACGGAGUCACAACAUCAGCCGAACGAGCAAGCGGCAAAUGCAACAAUUUGAGGAAUACUAUCACCCGAAAUCGGAACAUUACAGGGAUGUGGCAGAGGACUUUGAGGAUGCGGGCAUUGCAGCUACCACGAAUCCAAAAAUCGAGCUUCUUGAGUCGCCGGAGGAAAUAUCGUUGAUCCCCAACGAGCGUCCGCUUUUUAAACUCUUCUCCGAGGAGGAAUCCUGGUCACCAGACCUAUCCGAAGUGCAGCCCAUUGAAUUGGAUCCUGUGACGGAGGAAGAGUCACAGGACUUUAGUAAGCAAACAAUUAAGCCAAACUCCGAGCAUACCAUUCACAUCGAUGCCACAGCGAUAUCCGAGGCGGAAAGCUAUGCCCGUGCCUGGGCGCAUGCAUUCCUCAAGCUGAGCGAGGAUCAAAAGUUCUACGCAAAGCGAUCAAUAGAUGAGCUUCUGGUUUUGGGACGGUUAGAAAGGUUGAAUAUUUCAACAGUGACAUCGCUAACAACCAAUUUGUAAAGUACGAAAUUAGAUUUAAUCAGUUGUAAAUUAUGUAAGCUCACAGUUAUUAAAUAAACUAUAUUCAAAAAUA
Messenger RNA from Drosophila innubila, 947 nucleotides. RefSeq lists its product as uncharacterized. Lineage: Eukaryota; Metazoa; Arthropoda; Insecta; Diptera; Drosophilidae. The record is from RefSeq and is a predicted model, not a curated record. The coding region runs from base 29 to 874 and encodes 281 amino acids. Gene Ontology annotation, molecular function: DNA binding. The transcript is spliced from 2 exons.